CGGCGGGGCCGGAGGGCAGUGGGAUCGCCUUGGGGUGGGGGCGGGGGACACUCCUGAACCCCCCGAGGGCCGGAGCGGCCACUUCCGCCUGGGCCUUCCCCCUCUGGGCGCAGUGCGGGGGAGCAGAUGCCUCCUGGAACGAUCGCCUCCCCGUGUGCUUUGGCGGACGCUGGAGACCCACAGGCGGGCCGGCGGAACAAGAUGAAGCUCAUCAUCCUGGAUCACUAUUCUCAGGCCAGUGAGUGGGCCGCCAAAUACAUCAGGAACCGCAUCAUCCAGUUCAACCCAGGACCAGACAAGUACUUCACCUUGGGGCUCCCCACCGGGAGCACCCCACUUGGCUGCUACAAGAAGCUAAUCGAGUACUAUAAGAAUGGAGACCUGUCCUUCAAGUAUGUGAAGACCUUCAACAUGGACGAGUAUGUGGGUCUUCCUCGAGAGCACCCAGAGAGUUACCACUCCUUUAUGUGGAACAACUUCUUCAAGCACAUUGACAUCCACCCGGCAAACACCCACAUCCUGGAUGGGAACGUGGCUGACCUGCAGGCCGAGUGUGACGCCUUCGAGGAGAAGAUCCAGGCUGCAGGCGGGAUUGAGCUGUUCGUUGGAGGCAUCGGCCCUGACGGACACAUUGCCUUCAAUGAGCCGGGCUCCAGUCUGGUAUCCAGGACCCGGGUGAAGACACUGGCCAUGGACACCAUCUUGGCCAAUGCCAGGUUCUUUGAUGGAGAUCUCGCCAAGGUGCCCACCAUGGCCCUGACAGUGGGUGUGGGCACUGUCAUGGAUGCCAGAGAGGUGAUGAUCCUCAUCACAGGUGCUCACAAGGCGUUUGCUCUGUACAAAGCCAUUGAGGAGGGAGUGAACCACAUGUGGACCGUGUCUGCCUUCCAGCAGCACCCCCGCACUGUGUUUGUGUGCGACGAGGAUGCCACCCUGGAGCUGAAAGUGAAGACCGUGAAGUAUUUCAAAGGUUUAAUGCUUGUUCAUAACAAGUUGGUGGACCCCUUGUACAGUAUCAAAGAGAAAGAGACAGAGAAAAGCCAGUCUUCUAAGAAACCAUACAGUGAUUGAUCUGUGCUAAUCCUAGUGCCAAGUACCUCACUGGGACAGGCAGGAAUUUCUGGAAAUUCUCUUAAGGACAAAAUUGUUUUUUUUAUCCAGUACAAUUACUCUGGAUAAAUGGGUGAACUUAACUGCACUUGGCUUUGCAGUGUGGAGCCUAUUUUCAGAGGUUAGCUAUGGGAGAAAUGAUUUGUCUGUAACUUAUCAAUCAGAAAAAAAAUCACUCCAUGUUUUGAUGUCUGCUCUACACAGAUUAGGGGGUUUCGGCUUUGUGUUCUGCCUGACCCUGUUCACAUGUACAGCACACUCCUGUUGGGAAUCUCUCUCACGUGCAGGUUCUCGGCUUACUGUAUUGGACAAACCCUUUUUGGAGGCUUCAAGCCCCUCUUGAGCAGGCCUGCCCCUUAUUUGAGAAUCACUGCCCCAGGUGAAGGACAAACUCUGUGUCUAAGGUCAGCAUAAGGAGGCAGUCCUCUGGCCAGUAACAAGUGCCAUGGAAAGAAAACUGCCCCUUUCUUUCCUGUUUCUCUCUCUCUCAGUUGGCCUUUCCAUGAACCCUGAGGACUCCUUGGGGGAGGACUUUGGAGGGAAGAGAAGGCUUUGCUGAUGAGCUCGGAGCCUUGAGAGCUCAGCAACGUCAAACUCCUCUCCCUCAGGGUCCCUUCCGCACCUGAGGAAGGCGAGAGGCAUGAACCCUUUCCCACCAGAGCCUGUGUUUUGUUCCAAGGCCUCCCUGUGGCACCCCUUUUACAUACUCGUUAAUAAGCAGGUCCAUAGGCCUCCCUGUGGCACCCCUUUUACAUACUCAUUAAUAAGCAGGUCCAUAGGCCUCCCUGUGGCACCCCUUUUACAUACUCAAUAAGCAGGUCCAUUGGGGCAACAGACGCUGGCACAGUUCCAAUGUGUUUAGCCAAGGUGCUAGGGGCUGGGCAAGCAGCUCAGUGAUGAGUUUAGUCACAAUGGGAGUGACCUGCUCUCCUGCUUCCUGAGGAACUGAGUGCCAAGACUAUACAAAUGCUUCUAAGGUUGCCUUUCCCCACCUAAACUGCCCCUCACCUCUCGGGUUCAUGUUGCGUGCUCUGAUGUUUCUAGAACAUCAGGAAAUGGAACCCUUUUGUCCCUUUAUCCUUUACCCCUGCUCACAAGGCGAAUAUUGCUCUGUCUUCCUUUUACCCUCUUAAUCCUCCACCCCCUACCUUUGUGCCUGUUUCAAGCUGCUGCCGCCUCUGUUUCUCAUGAAGAUCUUUCAGAACCAGCUCAAGCCUCUAAGUGCUGUUUGGUUCCAGCAUUUUAGCUUUUCAUGUGUGAUUGUGCUGUCAUUCUAUGUUAAGCUGACAGAGUCAUUCUAUGUUAAGCUGACAGAUCAAUAGGCUUUACAAUGUGAUAUUUUCUAUUAAAUCCAAUGUUUUCAAAUUUGUCAUUUAUGGACUUCCAUCCUCCCAUCCCCCCAAAGGUUAGAUGAUCUGGGCUCAUAUAUAUUUUGGAAAUAGCUGAUGAACAAAGCUUUACACUCACUCUCACAGCCUCUCUGCAGGAAGUCACAAUCAGCAACUGUACAUCUUUUUCACUUACUGGCGGAAAAGAAAGUAUGUCAUCAAAGUGGGGUGAAAAGCCUGUGUGAAAAAUGGUAGGAAUGAAAAGUUGAGCAGUAAAUGGUUCAUAUUCUAACUGUACUUAGGACCGAAACAAGGAUAUAGCUAUUAA
This is a messenger RNA of Pipistrellus kuhlii (Kuhl's pipistrelle), 2766 nucleotides long. RefSeq names its product glucosamine-6-phosphate deaminase 1 (gene GNPDA1). Gene Ontology annotation, molecular function: identical protein binding; glucosamine-6-phosphate deaminase activity. Lineage: Eukaryota; Metazoa; Chordata; Mammalia; Chiroptera; Vespertilionidae. Gene Ontology annotation, cellular component: cytoplasm. Bases 127 to 1071 code for a protein of 314 amino acids. The transcript has 7 exons. The record is from RefSeq and is a predicted model, not a curated record. Gene Ontology annotation, biological process: carbohydrate metabolic process; D-glucosamine catabolic process; N-acetylneuraminate catabolic process.